GUUUUUAAUCAACAAAUAGAGAAGAGAGAGAGAGGAAAUCCAAUAUUUGGAUAGACCCACAUGAGCUACCAAACAAUGCCCCUAGUAAACAGAAAGCUGCAACUUUGCCUCAUUCCUUCCCUUCCUUUCUUAUCCAGACACUCUUCUUAACCAGUUUCCAACUUAACCCUUUUCUCUUCCCUCUCAAAAGAAUAUCACAAACUAUGCAGUCUUCUUCUUCACUCCAACCACUACUCUCCUUCCCACCCAAUCACAAGCCUCUAACCUUCAGUGAAGUCUCCUCAGCUCAUGGAAUCUUCUUCAACAGAGCAAUAAGAAGAAAAUCAUGUUCUUCAAAGUCUUGGGUUGCUGUUCAUGCAGUGGAGAAGAACUCUCAACAACAAGAACAAUAUGAGGUAGACACAGAUCAGGCUAAGCAAGCCCUGCAGCAACUUGACCAGCAGCUCCAACAACUCUCCACAAAGCAAGUCUCCCCUCCAAAAGUUAAAGCUUCAGAAGUGAAGAUUACAAGGGAGCAAGUGAAGGAAGAGUUCAGAGAGAUUCCAGUUACUGUGGUUCCAUAUCUUGUAGUUGUUCUGUUUGCCUUCAGCAUCUUCUACAAUGUACUGUUCCUCACUGUGAUAAAGCCAGCCAUAGAUGGGCCAGAGCUAACCCCUGGAGCUACAAUCAGGGUGGAAAUGGAACCAUCUCGAUACAGAGUUAUGCAGUUGAUGCAGCCAUUAACCCCUGAAGGGUUCCUGUAAUUAUGCUUACACAUAUAUAGAGAUGAAUGUGAGAAAUGGUAUAUAUAAUGAAAAGAUUCAUUAUUAUACCUCUCUUCCAUGCCAACUUGGAGGUUGUUACGAGAUGCACUAGAGAUUGUUGGAGAGCCCAGCUUAGUGCCUGUGGAGAAAUACAUGGGAAUGUGGAGGUGGUGGAUGAAGUUGGCAGGAAUUUGAUAGACUUAGAGCCCUCAAAUCAUAUGAACUAUGUGCUGCUUUCAAGUGUUAAUGGAUUGGUUAAUAGAUGGGAAGUUGUUUGGAAGCCAAGGAAGGAGAUUGAACUUAAAGAGUUGACUAAAACACUUUGAAUAUGGUGUAGUUCAUGAGUUGCUCAGCUGGUGGGGAUGUUGGUUCGACAAACUAAAGACGUGUGUUCG
Molecule: messenger RNA, 1138 nt
Organism: Linum tenue
Lineage: Eukaryota; Viridiplantae; Streptophyta; Magnoliopsida; Malpighiales; Linaceae
Source: the annotation of a GenBank genome assembly